Dromaius novaehollandiae (emu) is the source of this 1224-nucleotide messenger RNA. Its product is annotated as olfactory receptor 14A16-like. Gene Ontology annotation, biological process: G protein-coupled receptor signaling pathway. NCBI's taxonomy places the organism in Eukaryota, Metazoa, Chordata, Aves, Casuariiformes, Dromaiidae. Gene Ontology annotation, cellular component: membrane. Gene Ontology annotation, molecular function: odorant binding; olfactory receptor activity; G protein-coupled receptor activity. Bases 1 to 1224 code for a protein of 407 amino acids. The transcript is spliced from 3 exons. The record is from RefSeq and is a predicted model, not a curated record.
AUGUCCAACAGCAGCUCCUUCAACGAGCUCCUUCUCCGGGCAUUUGUGGACAGUAGGGAGCUGCAGCUCUUGCACUUCUCGCUCUUUCUGGGCAUCUACCUGGCUGCCCUCCUGGGCAAUGGCCUCAUCAUCACAGCUGUAGCCUGCAACCACCACCUCCACACCCCCAUGUACUUCUUCCUCCUCAGUCUCUCUGUUCUAGACCUAGGCACCAUCUCCACCACUGUCCCCAAAUCCAUGGCCAAUUCCCUAUGGGACACUAGGGCCAUUUCCUAUUCGGGAUGUGCUGCACAGGUCUUCCUGGUUGUGUUCUUGUUCAUGGCAGGCACUCUCACAUUUGCCUACCUGAAGCCCCCCUCCUUCUCCUCCCCAUCUCUGGAUCUGGUGCUGACUGUCCUGUAUUCGAUGGUGCCUCCAACAGUGAACCCCCUCACCCACAGCAUGAGGAACAAGGAGCUCAAGGAGGCACUGAGGAAAAUGAUUCAGCUGGACCUUGGCACCAUCUCUGUCACUGUCCCCAAAUCCAUGGCCAAUUCCCUCUGGAAUACCAGGGCCAUUUCCUACUUGGGAUGUGCUGCCCAAGUCUUUUGGUUUCUCUUCUUACUUUCAGCAGAAUAUUUCCUUCUUACUGUCAUGGCGUAUGACCGCUACAUUGCCAUCUGCAGACCCCUGCACUACGGGACCCUCCUGGACAGCAGAGCUUGUGUCAAAAUGGCAGCAGCUGUCUGGGUCAGUGGUUUUCUCUAUUCUGCCCUGCACACUGCUAACACAUUUUCAAUACCACUCUGCCAAGGCAAUGCCCUGGAGCAGUUCUUCUGUGAAGUUCCCCAGAUCCUCAAGCUCUCCUGUUCAGACUCCUACCUCAGGGAAGCUGGCCUUCUUGUGGCUAGUGUUUGUUUAGUCUUCGGGUGUUUUGUUUUCAUUGUGGUGUCCUAUGUGCAGAUCUUCACUGCUGUGCUGAGGAUCCCCUCUGAGCAGGGCCAGCACAAAGCCUUUUCCAUGUGCCUCCCGCACCUGGCCGUGGUCUCCCUGUUUGUCAGCACUGACAUGUUUGUCUACCUGAAGCCCCCCUCCAUCUCCUCCCCAGCUGUGGACCUGGUGCUGGCUGUUCUGUACUCGGUGGUGCCUCCAACAGUGAACCCCCUCAUCUACAGCAUGAGGAACAAGGAGCUCAAGGAUGCACUGAAGAAACUUAUUCAACUGGUACCAGAUCAGCAGCUGUAA